This is a messenger RNA of Perca flavescens (yellow perch), 540 nucleotides long. It is a transcript of the gene cox17, whose product is annotated as cytochrome c oxidase copper chaperone COX17. The transcript is spliced from 4 exons. Gene Ontology annotation, biological process: mitochondrial respiratory chain complex IV assembly. Gene Ontology annotation, molecular function: copper ion binding; copper chaperone activity. Gene Ontology annotation, cellular component: mitochondrial intermembrane space. The record is from RefSeq and is a predicted model, not a curated record. Bases 122 to 319 code for a protein of 65 amino acids. Lineage: Eukaryota; Metazoa; Chordata; Actinopteri; Perciformes; Percidae.
AUUCACGCGAGUUUUAUUAGUAUCAAAAGCGAACACGAGAGUUCAUGCUAGUUACCUCCUUUCUGAAGGUGAAGCUGUGAGAUAUCGCGUACCGUCGGCCUUCGUACAAUUUAUUCAGAAGAUGUCGACCGUGUCUGCUGCCAGCGUGGAGUCUGCUGUGAUUGAGGUCCCUGAGAAGAAGCCACUAAAACCAUGCUGUGCUUGCCCAGAGACAAAGAAAGUAAGGGAUGCUUGCAUCAUUGAGAAAGGAGAAGAAAGCUGUGCAGUCCUGAUUGAGGCGCACAAAGAUUGCAUGAGGGCACUUGGAUUCAAGAUUUAACUGCUCCAUUUUGUCUGUGUGUGUGUUGCUGUGCAAGACGACCCUGGGUGUUCCCUGCUUAUUUAUACCUCAACUGUAAGGGAAAUGUGACGAUGCACUUCGGCUCUGAUAGGGUGAUCUUUCUGUGAAAUUGUUUUUUUUUUUUUAAGUCUGCAGAUUAUGGGAAAUGUGUGAAAUCUAAAAUGUUGUCUGAUGUUAAAUAAAAGUCCUAUGCAAUAAGA